Messenger RNA from Lycium barbarum (goji berry), 406 nucleotides. RefSeq names its product signaling peptide TAXIMIN 1-like. The transcript is spliced from 2 exons. NCBI's taxonomy places the organism in Eukaryota, Viridiplantae, Streptophyta, Magnoliopsida, Solanales, Solanaceae. The record is from RefSeq and is a predicted model, not a curated record. Bases 1 to 231 code for a protein of 76 amino acids.
AUGUGUUGUGGAGAUAGUUGUAGGCCAUUGGCCUUUCUUUUAGGCCUACCUUUUGCUUUGCUUUCACUUAUGGUCUCUCUCGUUGGCAUCAUCAUCUGGAUAGUCGGGUUGACGUUGAGUUGCAUAUGUCCCUGUUGUCUCUGUGUAACUGUGAUGAUUGAAUUAGCUCUGGAGUUAAUAAAAGCCCCAAUUCACGUUAUGCAGUGGUUCACUGAUCAAAUCCCUUGUUGAGGCUUUUUCAUUCUUCAUAAUUUCUCUUAUAUAAUUCUAAAAGGUUAUAUUGUUGUUGAUUAAUGUAAGCUUCUUUAAUCUCUUUAAUGCAUGUAAAAGUUUCAGAAGCUUUUCUUUUGUAAUUUGUUAUUACUUAUUAGUUGUCUAAUAUAUGCUUUGCUUAGUUUUUGAGUUA